This is a messenger RNA of Egretta garzetta (little egret), 7357 nucleotides long. It is a transcript of the gene ZC3H12D, whose product is annotated as zinc finger CCCH-type containing 12D. Gene Ontology annotation, cellular component: cytoplasmic ribonucleoprotein granule; nucleus. The record is from RefSeq and is a predicted model, not a curated record. The transcript is spliced from 5 exons. Gene Ontology annotation, molecular function: metal ion binding; mRNA binding; RNA endonuclease activity. Gene Ontology annotation, biological process: nuclear-transcribed mRNA catabolic process, RNase MRP-dependent; 3'-UTR-mediated mRNA destabilization. The coding region runs from base 1030 to 2928 and encodes 632 amino acids. Lineage: Eukaryota; Metazoa; Chordata; Aves; Pelecaniformes; Ardeidae.
CAGUGACCGAAGAUGUUUGGCUUGAUGGCUUGUGUAGUCACCCUGUAUGUCCUGCUCUUACCACGCUUGUCGGGCUGGAGCUGCUCCGGGUAUGCCUGCAUGUGCUACCCAUCACCUUAAUUUACUGGGUGGACCAGAAACGUAAAUAGUGCAGUUCUGGAGAAGUUUGAAGUAGCUUUCUGCUACUUCUGCACACUCAUUUCUGAAUUACCGGUUUCUCUUGACAAUAAAUGUAAGUGAAAUUGAAACCGCUUUUCAGAUUGCCUGCUUCCAACCACUGCCCAGACAGCUUUCAAAAAACAAGCCGCUUCUCUGAGCGUGAAAGCCCUCACUGAAAUAGCAAAUAACAGGAAAAGAGUAAGUCAGGCAUCAUCAGAACAGAUGAGUGACAGAAUUUCAUAAGGUAUGUUUGUGUAUACACACACUGACACGUACUAGGAAAGACAAAACUAUAAAAAAAAAAAAAGUUUAGAGUUCCCAGCUACUUUGCAAACACGACGUUUCCUUAAAUCACUCGAUGAAAUUUGCUGUACUUGUUGAGUUGCUAUGGCACCGAGCUCAUCCAACAACAUUCGACAGAUUUUUAUCUGUGGCUCACAAACCACACUGAGCAAAUCGAAAAUCCCCGGUUACACCGUGCUUUAUAUCAUUUCCGGUGAGAUACGUCUGAAGAACAAACUUACGCAUACAGCGUGCCUGCGCACAGGCGGGCUGGCAUAGCUCAUGAAGUAGGAUGACACCUGUCUGACAUAAUGCCUGGAGAGUGACAAACAUUGCAUGGGACACUCUAGUGCUUUUAUAAAUAAGAGGAGUGGACCAGAAAAAUGCUUUAGCACUGAGAGAAGACGGGACAGCCUCUUCAGAGAGAAGGCAGCUGACCAGAUAGGCAAACAACCGAGAUUGCACGUUCUUCCUUAACGCUUGAAUUUUGUUGUUUCUAAUCUUUUCCCCCACCUAAAGCUGACGCCUGUUGGAUGAGGCUGGGAAGACAGGAGCAGUGGGUUUGAAGGAACGUAAACUCCAGCUAAGAUGGCACUGGCCGGGGCGCUUGCUAGCAAGCCAGUGCCACCGCGCUCCAGGAAAGAUUCUACAACAGGGGUGGAAGUGCACCAGAGCAAGCUGGAUUUUUUCUGCAAGCUGGGCUAUGGCAAGCAGGACAUCUGCAAAGUGCUGGAGAGCCUGGGCCAAGAGGCACUGGAGGAUGAUGUGCUGAAAGAGCUGAUUCGGAUGGGGAGCAAACCUCAAGCUCUGGAGAGCCAGGCUCAGCCUUCCCCGCUAAAACUUGUUGCCCGUGGCUCAUGCGGUGCUUCACUGGGGUCGAAGUGGCUUGGAGAAGAUGAAGGUGAUUCUUUGGAUCAUUUGAGACCCAUUGUGAUUGAUGGCAGCAACGUUGCAAUGAGUCAUGGAAACAAAGAGGUAUUCUCCUGCUGGGGGAUCCAGCUGGCAGUGGAUUGGUUUCGAGAAAGGGGGCACACUUACAUCAAGGUUUUUGUCCCACUCUGGAGAAAGGAGCCCCCUCGACAAGAUAGUCCAAUUGCAGAUCAGCACAUUCUUGAAGAGCUUGAAAAGCAAUCGAUCCUUGUGUACACCCCAUCGCGGAAGGUGAAAGGCAAGAGGGUAGUUUGCUACGAUGAUCGCUAUAUCGUGAAAGUGGCUUAUGAGAAAGACGGAGUCAUUGUUUCCAAUGACCAUUACCGGGAUCUCCAGAACGAAAACCCUGAGUGGAAAUGGUUUAUCGAGCAGCGACUACUCAUGUACUCCUUCGUCAGCAACAGGUUUAUGCCUCCUGAUGAUCCAUUAGGCCGGCACGGGCCCACUCUUAAUAACUUCCUCAGCAAACAGCCAGUGCCUCCUGAACCCAAAUGGCAGCCUUGCCCCUACGGUAAAAAAUGCACCUAUGGCAACAAAUGCAAAUUUUACCACCCAGAGAGACUGCAUCAAGCUCAGCUUUCAGUUGCUGAUGAGCUCAGGGCCAAAAUAAAGGUCCCGUUAAGGCUGGGGAAAGAGGAGGAGCAGUGUAACCGCUCACCAUACGGGACCGGAGGAGAGCCAGCACCACCCGACGCCUGCACGGAAAGGCUGCGAGAAGCCCGUGGCUCCGCAAGGCCUUCCUGCUACCCAGGGUGGUCCCAGGGGUGCUGCCAGGAGCCUCCCUCCGGCGCCUGGGCUGGCGGCCCCGGUGCUGAGCUGGGGCUGGACCUGGGGUUGCUACAGCCGGAGCUGCUCCAAGACCGGCCGCUCCCAGAGAAGAUGUCAGCGCUGUCCAUCGGUGACAACACGUACGGUUACAAUCGGUCCAUGUGUAGCUCUCAGGACAGAGAGGUGACAGACAGCCCUCACCACUGCGGUGACCUCAGGCACAACCCAUACACGCUUCAUCACCCCCGUAGCUUGGACCGCACCUGCCUGCCGGGAUGCCCUUUCCAGCAAACCCUGCUCCCGCCUGCGCCGGGCGGGAUGCACCCGGGCCAUGGCUGGCCUCUGGAGCACUGCGGCACGCGCCGGCUGGCUCAGGGGAGCCGCCACAUCCCUGAGGGCGCUCAGCACCAACAGGCCCUGGAGACUCAGCACUGUGUUUUGCCGCCAUCUGCAGCUCUCCCCCCUGACCCCCUUCACUCGUUCGGCGAGCACCAGCUCCAGCAGCAGCCGCGCUGCUUCCCCAGCCGGCCCCCACGGCAGCCCUUUCUGUUAGACUCCGGCAAUGGGCUGGGCUUCUUCCAGAAAGCCCAUGCUUACCCCGACGCCUCUUACGGUGACUACUGGCCCACCCCAAGCACAAGGCCACCUUCUGCCCAGCAAGCAAACAUACACAGGGAGCUGUGCUCCCUUUUCCCUUAUGGCGAGGUGAACCACGUCAUGGCUUUGUACCCUGAUAUCAAGGAUAUUCCGAGCUUGACUUUGCUGAUUCAAAGACACAGAAACUUGUGAAGCCUCCAGAUCAAACCUUUCCCAACACGCACAAGUCCUGGGGCACAAAGCUGAGGCCGAAUUAAGUGUUAUUAAAGGGCUUUGCGGCAAGGGUUAUAGCUGUUCCAGGAGUCCAAGUCUAAGCGUCGACCAGCUACAUUGCAUGGGGCACCGGGUCAAGGCAAAGGCUGCCGCUCAGCGCAGAGGGAUCUCAUUCAUCUCCCAUGGAAGUGAGUGGGAGGGCUCAGGGUAACUGGGCUGUCAGCACUUGAACCUCACUGGUUUCAGGAUGGCACAGAUCUUCAUCAAUGCCUUGAAACACUAGACGUGUUUUUAAAGUCUUAACCUACUGUUCAACUGCUGUAAAAGAACCAUGCUCUGUGGGUGCCCGUAACAGGCUCUCCAUAGGCCCCCCAUGACUACUUGGCUCAGCUAGCACCUGCAAGGAAUUUGGCCUAUCCCCCUGCCCCAUGCUCUCUGCUAGAAGGCACCUUCGGGUCUGUAUUAAUUGCCUUCUAGCUUUCAAAGACACAUCUCCUGUUUCUAAACCAACGCUGUGAACCCACAGACUCACCAGCAGAGGCGGUGGAGAUGCCCCAGAGCACAGGACGACAGCGGCGGGUACAUUUCUCCGGGAUCACGCCCAAACACGCACGUCCAAUUUGGGGGAGUCACCUGCAGCCUAAGGCCUGAUGUGGACUGGGGGAUGGGGGUUGUUUCUUCAUUUUUGUAUUAACACAGAUGAUACCAAAGGGGGGUAAGGGCGUGGGAUGAGGGGGGGAAAGGAGGCUUUAAAGUACCUCUUGUAUUGAACAAGAAAACUACCCUUGAGUUAACCCUUAAUUAUCAGAUGUUGUCCCCUAAUGUGAUGACACAGCUGAUUUAUGAUUACAAACAUUUAAACUGUGUUCUGUUGGGACACGUUUGAUUUUCAGUAAGCUGUAAAGCUGCUAAUCUCUGCAUUAUUCCACUGAAUUCUUCAGGUUACAAGACAAAUAUUAAGGUUGAUCCUGAAAGUUUUUGGCAUUAUACCAAAGUUUAAGUAUGUCAGUAUGACACAUUUUGAAAAAAAUGCUUUAACACAUUAUAAAAUGGUCAUCUAGACACUUUAUGCUCUGAAUAAUGUAAUCUUUUUUCUUUUUUGUUUGUUUUUAUAUUUUUGUUUGAUUUUAUAUUUUUAUUUUUUCCCAAUCCCUCUUAGCACUGAUGCUUUAUCAAGUCCAACAUUCAGGUGGGAUUUACAAUCUCUCUGACCCUGCCGUAUCUCUGCUCGGUUCUUCUCUGAAGUGCUAUUGGUGAUGUUGGUCCCAGGCAGGAAUUAAACACAGCCCUCACUGACAACUCUGAAGUCUCUUGCUUUCGAAAAGAUGACUAAGGAGUAGUAAUUUACCUUUAGUGACAUUAUCACAUGGUGCAUUUUUGAAAGUGGUAAUAGUUUGACCUGUUUCCUUCUGCAAACCACCAGCAGCAUUUUUUUGGUGGUGGUGGUUAAAGAAUCUUCAGGAAAUAAGUAUACUGUAUCAGUUCGAUCUCUUAUGGCCAUGUGGUUGGCUCUAAGAAAUUCUAAUUUGGAGUUUGGAGGUAUGAUUUAUCUUCACAGAACAUGACAGGUUUUUUUCCAUGUGUCAUGAAUUUUCCACUAAUUAUAGUCAUGAUACAUAUUUUAUAACUGGAUCACCAGAAUGGCUUAUGAAUGUAUCCACUGCACAUUACAUAGAGACUAGAACUGACAUUAAAACAAAACUGUGGCAUAAACGCCCUGUGAAAUGCUUUGAAAAGUACUGGAGUUCUACAGCCACCCUUAGUUGCGCUGAAAUCUGUCACACACCACGCUUAACACAUUGAAGCGACCAGAGACAUUUCAUGGAUUAAAUGCCUAUAUGGUGCCUAUGGAGGGCCAGGCUCACUGGCUUGCCUAGCGACCUGUACCAGAGCUUUCCCAACUGCUGCCGUACACGUAUAUGCUGCUGCACACACACAUAUAUACUGCUGGACACAUAUAUACUGCUGCACACCUACAUAGAUGCACUCGCAGAGAAAGUGCGAUGCGGGGCAGAAAAGAUACCUUCCACGUACUGAAACAGAGCAAGUCCCAAAUGACAGCAUUCAGAAAAUGCGACAGAGCGGGAUAUAACCCUGCGUGUCAACAUGUAUUUUUAUGUCUGGAAUGUACGUUACAGAUCUCAAUACAGAAAACAUCUAAAAUCUAUAGGAACAUUGGCAUGCUGCCUUUAUAUAGUGCCCUGGGCUCGCUGGAGACAUGUGCGUAGGCUUUUCUCCUUUUCCUUUGAGGACGCACAGGAAUUUGGUGGUCAUUCAAAACCCUCUCUUGAUGUUUAAUAACUUAUUUUUCUUUCUUUUCUGUCUUAUUUACUAGGGGAGCUUUCAGUAAAAUACAUAGAAUGUGCAUUCCGCUGGGAAAGCAUCUAGGAAAAUAAAUCAGACUUUGGCGCCGAACAGAACUUGAUUUCUCUUGGCUCUUCUGCUCACCAGAGGGUUUUUUCUCAUGGAGCUUUUGCUAGAAGGCAGCUCAGCAGCAGCGCUGUGUCACCCUGCCCCCAGCCAAGAGCCCAUGGGAAGCACAGACCCUUUCCUUAUUUCACCACAGCACAAGCAUCAGGGAGUGGGGACUCUGCUGCAGAGCCUUUUGCACUUCCCAGGGCAGGAGGAUUUCUUUUUGGCUUUGUCAGCUCCUGGGGUAAGGGAAGGGGCUGCUAACAGAGAGGAGCAGGCAGCUUUUGCACAGCCAGGGUAGGAGGCUGUUGCUAUUUGUUAUCUCUGUGGAGAUGCAUUCGAGUCCAGCUCUUGCUGCCAAGUUGAAAAUGAAUCCAUAAAUCCCAACAGGCUUAGAAAGCCCUUGAUGUUCUUUGCUUUUUCGUUGUCAAGACUCUUAGAAGAGGACUGAAGCAGUGGGAGCGAUCGUCCAGCAGAUGGGCUGCUUUCCUAAGGGAGAUUUGCAGAGUUGCCAAAUUAAUUUUAAGAUUAAAAAAUAAAGAUAUUUAAAAAAAAGCCAUAAAAAAAGACUUCUCUUCCCUUCUUUAUUCUCACCCUUUCCUGAAAAGUUAGGAAGCCAUAGACACCCUCCUUUGUGAGGGGCUAGGGAAACUAGAUACAAGUAUUUCACUGAGAAGUCUGGGGUGGAAGUCACCCCUGCAACAGCUCCACAGCAUAAAAAGGGGGAAAGAGGGUGCUCCUCUGCACCCAACGCAGUCCUGGGCAGCUCACGGUGCCUUCCUCCCACCUCUCCUCCUUAAAUACAGAAAUUUCUCCUUCGCAGAACAUUGACGACAAGUCCACUGAUUUGGUGAGCUAAGAUACCAUAAGAAUUAACGCCAUCAGGUGGCCUAGGAAGUAGAUAAUAACCUUGCUCUGUAUCAAACGCUUGUAUUUGCCAUUUAUUCUGAGAAGCUUUGCUAAUAUUUUAACUCACUUCCUGUUAAGAGCCAGCACAAUUUAUAAGCAAACAUUGGAACUGAUCACAAACGACUAACUAGAACACGACAAGUUUCACGGCAUCUCUCUCUCUCUUAAAAAUGUCGGAUUGCUCGGGAAGAGCAAGCAAGCCCUGUACUUCACCAAGUGUGACAGACCACCUCUGCAAGUCGAAAAAACCCCAAAGCCUCUGCUGAAAGCCUUUAACAGACAGACGCCUACGUUGGACACGGGUACUUUACGUACAUUUCUCUAAGGUAACGAUUCAGAGAUCAUCUUUCCCCUUUUGCAUGGACGUUCCCCAAGCCAGGAGUCGGAACAUCUCAGAUUUACUCCCGGAGCUGUAACGCAUCCCCUCUGCCGCGGUCAGCCCUUUGCUCCUCUGCCUCUGGGCACGUCUGCCCUGCCUUCGCUGGCACAGGCAGAAGGCGGCCGUGGUAUUUACCUCCUGCCUCCUGGUGGGACUGGGAUGCUGUGAGCUCGUCGAAAAGAACAGUUUAAUAUUACAGCACUGCUUGUCAUCGGCGUUACUGAGAAAGCGCUACGACUUGCAAUCGACAGCGAAGGGACUUUUAUGGCACUUCAGCCACUUCCCUUCUCCACCCUGGGGUGGGCUCACCGCCUUGAAGUCUUGCGGCAGGCUCGGAGGAACUUGUCAGUAAGAGGUACUGAUGCGCUGACUUGGCAAAUGCGACCAAACUGGACAUACAAAUGGGGCAAAGCUGUGAGCACAGCGACUUGUGGGGACAGUAGAGGCCAGGCGGCAAGCCAGGCUGUCAGGACGACACGUGCAGGGCGGGCAGGCCUCUGAAUGCAGCAAGGAAAUUAGACAGCGCCCCUCUGCUGAUGAACAGCGGCAUCAGAAUUGCUUGUGGCAGCUGCACCACCUCCUCCUCUCUGGCUUGCCCCCGUGUCACACAGUUCUCUUGGUUUCCCUAUUUUUUCCACAGUUUUUUCCUCACUGUUCUUGCUGGGCUCAGAAUUUCCAUUGCGCUCUUUACAGAGUGGGUUGCAACUU